Paramecium tetraurelia is the source of this 477-nucleotide messenger RNA. RefSeq lists its product as uncharacterized. Gene Ontology annotation, molecular function: MAP kinase tyrosine/serine/threonine phosphatase activity; protein tyrosine/threonine phosphatase activity. The record is from RefSeq and is a predicted model, not a curated record. The transcript has 3 exons. Lineage: Eukaryota; Ciliophora; Oligohymenophorea; Peniculida; Parameciidae. Gene Ontology annotation, biological process: negative regulation of MAPK cascade; protein dephosphorylation. Gene Ontology annotation, cellular component: cytoplasm.
AUGUAAUUACCCUAAGCAAUUUACCAAAUGCGUGAAUCAACAUCCUUAAUCCUAGAACCCACGAAUAAUUCUGGAGCUUUACUUUUAGGAAACAUAACUUCAUUGACGAAGUAUAAACAAAACUAAGUUAAAGCUGCAAUUAGUAUUUGUGAAUAUUCAAAAUUUGAAGAUAUCCAAUUGGAUAAUCAUCUAAUCAUCAAUAUUGAUGAUAGUGAGGAUGAAAACAUAAUGUAAUACUUUGAAUAAACAAAUAAAUUUAUCGAAGACAACUUAAAAAAAGGCAAUGUAUUAGUACAUUGCAUGGCUGGAAUCUCAAGAAGUGCUUCUAUAGUAAUUGCAUAUAUUAUGUGGAGUUAGAAAAAGAGUUACAAGGAUUCUUAUAAAUAUGUUGAUGAGAUGAGGGAAAUUAUAUAUCCAAAUGAAGGCUUUCGAAAUUAACUUAAAGCAUAUGAACUGUAAUUAAAAAAAGGAUAAUGA